Molecule: messenger RNA, 1583 nt
Organism: Daphnia pulicaria
Lineage: Eukaryota; Metazoa; Arthropoda; Branchiopoda; Diplostraca; Daphniidae
Exons: 5
Coding region: 479-1426 (315 amino acids)
Biological process (GO): proteolysis
Cellular component (GO): extracellular region
Molecular function (GO): protein binding
Source: RefSeq, a predicted model, not a curated record
GAUCUUCAACCGACUUCCGGUUUCUUCAUUUGGGCUCACCAAGUUGCGAGGAAGCAAUAGCUUACAUCAAUGUUUGUAUGAAGCGGAUUGAAGAGGUCGAAGGAAAGGGCUAGGAGAACCAUUGCCAAAAUUGUCGAGCCGAAAUCUGUGCAAACGAAGGGAUGAGCAUUAAAAACAGAUUGAGUGGACAGUUGUUCAUGACAUCUGUUCUCUGUUUGAACUGAUGUGUCAGUAUCGUUGUUGUGUCAAAUUCUAUCUGUCUGACACAUGUUUCUAUCAAUUGCACCGUGGAAGCUCUGCGAUCUGUGGCUCGUUUAGAGAGCCAACACCCAUCUAGGGUCAUUGCACCAGGUGGCCCGAUCACUGAAGCGCUACUGUAUAAAAGGAUUGCUUUCUCGCAAUAAUAGAAGUUAGCCACAGCUAGAAGUCGAAAUUUGACACACUACUACGCCUCUCAUCAGAGCUGUUCAGGAGAACGAUGAUUUCGAAAGUUCUCGCAUGCAUUCUCGCCCUGUUUGUUUUGCUGUCGUUAAUGUUUGAUCCAGCGGACGCACAGGCGUGGAACGACGGUGACGGGGGCAAAGUUAAAUGGCAAUUUGAUUGCGACUUUCCCGGCAAUGAUAUCGGUAAUCAAAGAGUUCCUGGCGACCAAUGUGGCGGCCUUUGUAUUAAUACAAAUGGGUGCAACCACUUUAGUCACUUUUACGGAGUCUGCUAUUUGAAAAAGGCAUCAAGUAUCCCUCCCCGUAAACAGACAAGCGGUGGUGGAGGCGUAUGUGGAUUCCUAACAGGAAGUAAUGGAAAUUCUGGCAAUCGUAAUGUCAAAGGCACUUUUUGGGCGGAGCAAUCUGAUGCUGGCGGAUGUCAAAUGCCGCAAGGUGAUUACGCGGUAACCGACGCGAUAGCUCUUGGACAAUCGCAAGCACUCGGAAACCUCAAGUGGCGUCAAGGAUUGUGCGGCCAAGUCUUGCGGAUCGACUGCGGAAACGGACCGAUUGAUGCCGUUGUGGCCAGCACUUGCAACCUGAACAGCGAUUCCUGCGGGGUGGACAUGAUCGGCAAGACCUGGCGACGAGCCACUUCGAACAAGUCGCCCGGUAUCGUCGAUUGUAGUGUUUCGUUGACCAACCGAAACCCCUUAAACGGAAAUGAUGCCAUCUGCUACUACCGUCCCAAUUCCGAAACAACGAAUAAUUACUACGCAAUCCUUGGAGUCGUUAACACCGGAGGUAGGAUCAGUUCGUCAGCUGUUGCGGCUGGAGUGACAGGUCGCCGGAAUAACGAUGGUUGGUUCGAAUUCAACGGAUCAGGAAGCCCCAAAUUUCAGAAGAAUGCCGAAGUUGUAUUUCGUUAUGAAGAUGGAUCGUCUUCUUCUUUCCGGCUCAGCAACUGUCGAAAUGGAGGACAAGUACAGAUAUUUCGAUAAACGAAUCUGGUAUGAGAUAUUUCCCUCACUAAUGGAAAUCACACCAGCGGCAGGCUACCAAUUCGAUUCAUUGCUACGUGCGAAAAUUUCUCUGUAAGCCUGAAUGGUUAAAUUCAAUCUCUAAAAGGUUCUAAAUACAAAAUUGGACUCAAAUCUA